This is a messenger RNA of Vitrella brassicaformis, 1788 nucleotides long. The record is from the annotation of a GenBank genome assembly. NCBI's taxonomy places the organism in Eukaryota, Vitrellaceae.
CCUCUGCGUGCAUCAAGGGCCCGCAUCAGUCAGCUGGUCACUCGUAUGACCUCCAUCAAGCUGAUGCCCGGUAUCCUCUCCCUGCGCACCACACACACGGCAGCACCAAACGUGCCCUCCCUCCCACCCAAUGUGCGGGGUGUGUGUGCGUACGUUAGUGCCUCAAUGGUAAGUGGCGGCGACACCGCCACCAAGGCCACCUCAAACCCGUCACGAGCGGCACACUGACCUGAAUGCGCACGCGGACAAGAGACACACACCUAAACGUCUCACGGAUAGGGGGGUCAGUUUCUGUACCUGACUCUUUGUCUUCGUCUCUGUAGAGCUUCUCAUACACGAUUUUAGUCGACGCCAGCUUGCCGAAGCUGAAGACCUGGUGCGGGAAGAACUCCUUGUUCUUCAUGGUGCAUAUCUUGGUCUUGAAGUCAGGACAGUCGAAGGCAAUGUCCACCAACAAACGACCUGCACGUACGUCUGUGUGAUCUGUGUGCGCGUCUUGCGCCAGCCCACUCACUGACCUCCAUUUUUGAGCGCCGCGACGAUGGUCUUGCGGCCCUUCUCGAGGGCCUCUUCAACCUUAGUACCUGCAAGACCAAUGGGGAAAUGGAUAAGUGGGAAAGCUAUCAAGACGCAUCUCUCUUUUGUUCUCUCUCUCUCUCUCUCUGUCUCUGUCUCUGUGUGUGUGUGUGUGUGUGUGCCUGACCGAUCUACCUGUUUUGAUGCCGCCCAGUGCCAGCGGCCGACAGUCGAGAACAAAGCCUUUGUACUUGAAGAAGGUCACAACCUAUGAACACAAGACACACCAUGUGGAUGCUAUGCCAUUCAUUCACUGUAGGGAGCACAGCCGUGCUCGCACAUUGUCGUGUGUCUCUUCGUUGCAGAGGAGCAGGGGUAUCUUCUGGGCAUUCUUGCACCGUUCCAACUCUGCCUGACACGCCAACCAAACACACCGGAGACACACGGAUAGCAGACCACUCAAACCUGUAGGCUUGAAAAGGAUGCUUGCCCACCUCUAGCUGCCUGAGUUGGAUGGUCGGCUCCUUGGUCUUGUUCACAUCGUCAUCCCCACCCUGCUGGGUCGUAUCUGAAUACACACAAGUGUGCACGACAGCCACCAAGAUGCCUGCAGCAUGUCCCCAAUUACUCUCACUAGGUUCGUCGACAUAAUUUUCAGGGCGGAUGGCUGCAGCCAACAAAAAGCUGUCGCAUGGAGAAUGGGGAAUCGAUCGGGGAGCUGACCCGUGAUCUCCUUUGUGAUGUUGUGGAUGUACAGAUAACAUGUGCCCUUAAUUCACGACAAAAGCGCCAUGCCCAACCAAAGGAGACACACAAAUAGGCCGGAAUGGUCAUGUGGUCGCGCUUCCAUGUCGUUGUGCGAACCUACUUACCUGUGCAUUGAGGAAUCGGUACCACUUGCCCGUUGUGAGGCUCUUCUCACUCACACCACCCAUCGAUGCCUCGUUCCUGCAGCCAGCCACGCCCAGAUCCAUCCCCAACAAAGCCGUCCAUACAUGUGCACACUUCCUACAUUACUUGUCGUCUUUGACGAGAGUGGCAAACUCUUUCUCCGCUGCAGCCAUCUCCUUGGAGCCGCUGAAACUUUUGCUGUACCAUGGAUACCCAUAUCAGGGAAACAAUUGAUGCAUCGAUGAGACUGCGUGAGAUCUACGUGUUGCACCUGUAGUCGUUUGCGUCCAUCGAGACUGCAGCGAGGCGCUUGACGAUGGCCUCAAGCUCAUCUUUGCUGUAUUCUUUCUCACCCAUCGUUUGAUCUCGAGUUCGUUCGAG